UAGUUUCAAUGAAAGUUCCUGGACUGAAGCGAUUUUUGCCAGUUCAAGAAUACGUAGUGAUUGGAGUAAACUGAACGCAUCUCUGCCUUGUUUGGCGCUAAACACCAAAAUCAAAAUAUUUCAAAGUGUCUCCUGUAAAACAAACCUGCCCAUGGUUUGCGUCAGACCCAGAAUGAAAUCGACGGAGUCCGGUAAUUCAAGCAUGAACUUUUCCAUAAGCGGCCAAUGCCCAGUAAGCUGGCAAACGUCUUCGCUAAUAAAGCCUUCGCCUAAGCCUUCAACAUUGGCUGUUAUACUAAAUAUCUUUAAGGCAGAGCUUGUUGAAAUUUCUGACUUAUGGAUCGGUCUAAAGAAGACUAGCAAGGGAUUUGAAUGGAUGGAUCAGUCCAGCUGGACCUAUGAACACAGAAUUGAAUGGGCGGUGGACAGAGGAACCUACGACAGGAACAGUUACGGAGUUUCUUUGACAACUAUUAUUCCUGAACCAUCAAGAGGAAUCCUAGAAUCGUCGUCGUUAAAGUGGAAAAUGUGGCCCAAAGAGGCUCGCCUCAACGGUUUUAUUUGUCAAAAAGAAAUAUUUCCUCAACCAGAAGCAACUCUUCAGAUGCAUUUAGAUAUUUCUUACAGGCCUUUAGUUACAGCGAAACGUGUUCCCUUGCUUGUACGAGAAGUUCAAAUCGUGGAUACUCCAAAAGAUUUGCAGCUGAAAGACUAUGAACUCAACUCAGCCACCAAAAAUGAGCCACUUUUCAUUUCCAGGCUGUCUUGUUUUUUUGACAACUCAAACUUCAUUGAAGAUUACGAAUCCGGCGACGCCAUGAUUAAUUACAAAGUAAUUGAGACGAAAGUUCCUGGUACCAUAGAAUGGCGAGCGGCAGAAAUUAGUUGCGAAACCUGGGACGAAUGGUCACCUGAAACUAUACGUGCUUCAUGGAUUAUCUCUGGCGAUCCAUAUGGAAACGCAUCAUUUUCGUCUCUAAUUGUGUGGCUACGGCAUCGAACUGUAAAUUACUCAAGUGAAAUUCACGACGCAACUUUUAAAGCUAGUAGCAGUCAAAGGGCAGCCUUCAAACGAUCCUUACAUGACGUGUUCGUCCAAGAAUUCGUCAAACUCUAUCCUCUUUACAUGGAUAGUUUACUCUCUGCUUCUGAACCCGUGGCGUUUGAAUCUGAACCUUUUCCCAACCACCAUUUGCUUGUCAAGUAUCGCAUUCUCAUAAAUCUGAAUCCCUUAAUGGGAAGAAUGGACGGGUACGGUAAUCUUUGGUCACCCGACAAUGGGGAGUUUCUUGAAUUUUCCCGCCAGCCAAUGGAACUGAUGACUACUCUUAGUUGGCCGAAAUCAACUGUGGGGUCCAGAGUCGCUUCAGCUCCACAUUGUGUCACUCGGGACGGGCUCAUGCUAAGACGGCGAUGCCUUGGUGAUCGUUCCAGUGGUCUUUAUUGGGAAUAGCUAGAUAGUACUAAGUCUGGUGGCUCACUAUGUGUUGAAACAUCGCCACUUUUCAAACAGCUUCUUGCUUCGAUGAUCAUGGAAAAUUCCAGCCAGAUUUUGCAUGAGAUUCGGCAAAAAGGAGAUAAUUAUUAUUAAAAUGUGAUAUCCAAUUCCCUCUGAAGUUCCCGGAUUGAAAGAAGCUGCCUUAACGGAAUUUUUUGUUUUUUUUUCUGUUACCAUUGAAUUGCCUUUCAGGUUUCACAUUUAAUAUUUUUGCAGACAAAAUUUUUGAAUGACACUUGAAACAAAAUGUAUUGUUAUUCCUCUGCGAGUGUUUACGAAAACAUAAAUACUGUAAUGCCUUUUGCUUGAAAAAAAUAUUUCACUUUACGAAAUAAUAAACUUAAAAAAUGUUUUAAACUUUUGGGGAUAGAAAUAUUGGGAAA
This is a messenger RNA of Daphnia pulicaria, 1881 nucleotides long. RefSeq lists its product as uncharacterized. Lineage: Eukaryota; Metazoa; Arthropoda; Branchiopoda; Diplostraca; Daphniidae. The record is from RefSeq and is a predicted model, not a curated record. Bases 152 to 1453 code for a protein of 433 amino acids. The transcript has 2 exons.